Parastagonospora nodorum SN15 is the source of this 4335-nucleotide messenger RNA. RefSeq lists its product as hypothetical. Gene Ontology annotation, biological process: protein polyubiquitination; DNA damage response. The transcript is spliced from 4 exons. The coding region runs from base 1 to 4335 and encodes 1444 amino acids. The record is from RefSeq and is a predicted model, not a curated record. NCBI's taxonomy places the organism in Eukaryota, Fungi, Ascomycota, Dothideomycetes, Pleosporales, Phaeosphaeriaceae. Gene Ontology annotation, cellular component: nucleus. Gene Ontology annotation, molecular function: ubiquitin protein ligase activity; ATP-dependent chromatin remodeler activity; ATP binding.
AUGGCAUUUGAGGGCCGGGUAGAGGUGCUCAGCGCCAGUCGAAUAGUUGCAGCAGCCACCGGUGCAGGAAUCAAGCACACUUCUCUCGACGCCCAAGACGCUUUGAGCAACGUGAACAGCAUCCAGCAUCUGUUCGCCGAGCCCAGCACAGAAGAUGAGGCACAAAUUCGCGCGCAUAAGCGACGCAAACUCGAACAAUGUAAGGAAUCGCCGCAGCGAUCCGAAGACUGUGUCGAAAGGAAAUGUGUUGAACUGGCCAGCGUGACUCUCGGGUUGAGUUGCACUGACAUGAACCAGGAGUUCUCAUUGCUCACGCAAGACCAAAUGUUGGAAAUUGCUGCCGAGGCCAAAGACCAUGGUGUUGGUCCGCUUGGUGUUUCUCUAAGGUCUUUCCACAGAAUAGAGAAGAACGCGUUCCGAGUUGCUGUCUACAAUCUGCGUACAGGCCACGGUACAACCAUCACUGCCACCGCGUGCAGCUCGUUUCUCGACUCGAUAUCGCCACAUCUUCGUGCCGCCUCUAUACUCGCAACGUCGCAUAGUGGAAAGAGAAGUCGAAAUGUGAAGCGCGCAGCUUUCGUCGACUGUCGAUUAUCGGCACCCGUCGUCGGACGGAAUACCUAUGAACUGCGGGUGCUGCUGUGCUGGAGGUUGGACAUGUCUGUCGUGGAGAGUUCAGAAGUGGAGAUGAAGUAUAUGAAGGAAGACUUGAAGCUACUGUCCCAAUAUUUCCCUAGCACCACGGCCCCAGGCAGCACAGGCUGGACUCUUUCAGACUUCUAUGACUCAGUCCAUGUACCGCCAGCGGAUCUGCACGUGUCGCCCCGCAUUCAGCAUGCCUUGACAGAUACUGCACUAUACCCUUUUCAGGCCAGAGCUGUGGACUGGUUGUUGCAACGAGAAGGCGUGGCUUUUACACCGGCCGGUGACCUAGAAAACCAUUUCAAGAGCGCCCCGCCAGCCUCUUUUAGGCAAGCAGAAGACGCGACAGGAAGAACCUGCUACGUCAGUCAGCUUCGAGGAAUGGUCGUCGAGGACUUGAGAGCAGCUCAGCGUGAUACACUACAAUCACUACGAGGCGGUAUUUUGGCUGAAGAGAUGGGGCUUGGAAAGACGGUCGAGCUGAUAGCUCUCAUAACGCAUCACAAACGAUCUGUGUCCACAAGCAAGAUUUUUGAUAAAUACACUGGCGCCUACGUCAUACCUUCAGGUGCUACACUCAUAAUUACUCCGCCCUCGAUUCUUGAACAAUGGAUUAGCGAGAUUCACACGCAUGCACCGGAGCUGAAAGUCUUCCACUACAGAGGCCUCCCGCCCUCCUCCGCACCUAAAAAGGACCAUACGGCAGCAACCGUGGAGAACCUACUUAAGUUCGAUGUUGUAUUGACGACGUACAAUGUCCUUUCCAAAGAGAUCCAUCAUGCGACGCCGCCUCCUGAUCGCUCGCUCAGGAAUCUAAAGCGUCAUGAACGCCGCAAGAGCCCACUAGUUGAGAUAUCAUGGUGGCGUGUAUGCCUCGAUGAAGCUCAAAUGAUUGAAUCGGGGGUCUCGCAAGCUGCCAAGGUUGCUCGCAUCAUUCCUCGCUGCAAUGCAUGGGCUGUAUCUGGCACACCCUUACGCAAAGACGUACAAGAUCUGCGAGGCCUGCUAGUCUUUCUAAGAUGCGACGCUUUUGCGAACAACAAAGCCGUAUGGGACCGCCUCGACAAAGAAUCCUUCAGGUCGAUAUUCAAGCAGAUUGCAAUGCGACACACAAAGGACCAAAUCCGGGAAGAGCUACGACUUCCACCUCAAAAGCGUGUUGUCAUCACUGUCCCCUUCACAACGAUCGAAGAGCAGAAUUAUAACGACCUGGUCCGUCAGAUGUGCGAUGCAUGUUGGCUCACUCCGGAAGGACUUCCUCUGGACGAUGGACACGAUGCGAGUCACCCAGAAGUCAUCGACCGUAUGCGCGAUUGGCUGGUCAGGUUACGGCAAACAUGCCUUCACGCGCAUGUGGGACGUAAAAACCGCAAAGCUUUGGGCGCAAAGAACGGAGCGCUCCGUACAGUCCAUGAAGUUCUUGAAGUUAUGAUCGAGCAAAAUGAUACAAACUACAAGUCAGAAUCUCGCGAGAUGAUCUUGCAGCAGAUAAAGCUAGGCCACCUCAUGGCGUACGCCGGCAGUGUACAUGACAGAGCGCAACAGGCAUUGCCAUAUUACGAAGAAGCACUGAAGGAGGCGAAGUUCUAUGUAGAGAUCUGCAGGAAGGAGAUUGCGGCAGAGAAAGAGAAACUUGACAAAGGCACAAUCUCCCUUGAACCAGCAUCAUUGAAGGACGAGAACUCCGACAUCGAAGACGGGAAAGACCUCGAGAACCUUGGUCGCUUACCAGUCCUACGUAAGGCACUGCGUUCCUUCUUGGAGCUCGAGCAUGCGUCAAACUUUUUCAUUGCUACAACCUAUCAUCAAAUCAAGGAGAGUGGACUAAUUGUACAGCCUGAAGAUAUCCAGCGUCUUGAAGAAUUCGAAUCUGAUUGGGUCGAAUCCCGAAAGCCAUUUUACCAGAUUCCAACGAUUGACGAUCUACCUGACUUUGGUGGCAUCGAAAGUCGACAAAUACUUAACACGAUGGACAACAUUAGCGACUUUCUGAAUGCACAAGCGAAGCAAAUCCAGAUUUGGCGAAUGAAGAUUGUUGAGAUUCUUCUGUUGCGCUUGGUCGAUGAUGAUGAUGACCAGGAAACUACUGGUGAGGAAUAUGAUGAAUCUCUUAAAGCACAAGAUGAGCUUUAUGUCUACAUAAUGGCUCUGCGGACACUCAUUGCAGAUCGUCACUCCGCUACCCAUGGCUUGCAAGAUACCCUUGUGGAGCAUGAGCUGCGAGUCGCUGAGAAGCAGGCACUACGCAAGGACAUUGACGAAGAGAAGGAAAGCCGUGGCCACGCUCCUGAACUCGUCAUCGAAGUUGCACAGACGCGACGUAAACUGCAGGCAAUGCUUGAGGGCGGUUCGCUCAAGGGUGUUAUAUCCGGAGUUCGGUCGCUUGCGACGGCACUGCAAUGGAGAGCGGAUGGAGGCGAUACUAGAGCGGCGACCGAACUAAACGUCGUCUCCAAACACAUUGUUCGCAUCCAAGAGAUUGCUACGCAACAAGCAAAAACAAUCACGGAGCUAGAGAAAGAGCAAGAGAUAUUCCGGGCGACCAUGAACCAAAGACUGGAAUACUACCGUCAGUUUCAGCACAUUUCAGACACGGUUGGCAAAUACAAGGAAGAGCUUGAUGAGACAUUGGACGAGCGGGAAUUUGCCAAAACAAUUAAGCUGCAUCAACGGAAGAAGGAAAUCGUUACCGGCUUGAAGACCAAGUACACAUACUUGACCAAUUUGCGGGCUGAGAACCAGGACGAAGCGAAAGCCGAUUGUAUCAUCUGCCAGGAUGCGAUUGAGAUCGGCGUGUUGACAAGAGACAUCAGCUUCAAGCCUACCGAGAUCAAAGCACAGGAAGAAGCGCAAGAGCCUGCAAGCCCGGCGCAAGCAUCCACACCAGGCUCUUCAAAUACCUCCAUCUACACGGACAUCAGCGACUCGACCAUGAAAGAGAUCAAGAUGAUUGAUCUUGAAGGUUCGUAUGGUACGAAAAUUGAUAUGAUCGCACGCCAUCUCCUCUGGAUCCGAGCGAAUGAUCCAGGAGCAAAGUCCAUUAUCUUCUCCCAGUUCGGCGACUUCCUCGAAGUCCUGCGCGAAGCACUCAGGAAGUGGCGCAUUGGCGUCAGUGGCAUCAUUGACAAGGAAGGCAUUCAGAGAUUCAAGUCUGAUGCAGGCAUUGAAUGCUUCCUACUCGAUGCCAAGUCCGAUUCAUCAGGUCUGAAUCUCGUCAACGCAACGUACGUCUUUCUCUGUGAGCCGCUCAUCAACCCGGCGAUCGAGCUACAGGCCAUUGCACGUGUCCAUCGCAUUGGACAACAACGACCAACGACGGUGUUCAUGUACCUCAUUAGCGAUACUGUCGAAGAGGCCAUCUACGACAUUUCCGUUGCUCGACGUCUCGCACAUAUCAGCAAGGCAACUACAUCGACUUCUCGGACAAGUACAGCGAUACCCACAGUCCAGGAAACCACACUGGACAAGGCAAACUCGGCUGAGAUGCAAGCCGCGCCCCUGAAAGCACUAUUGAGGAAGAAAGGAAACGGAGAAGAGGUCAAGGAAGACGACUUGUGGCAUUGCCUGUUCGGGCGACAGAGGAAAGUGGCUAGACCAGUACUGGAGAGGGAGGUGGAUAGGCAUUUGCGUGCUGAGGCAGCUGAGGGUCGCGCAUCUACGGUAGUGAUGGCGCACAGAGACGGGAUGCAUUAG